AUGGCUAUGGAAGCCUUUUUUAACCACAGCUCUACAACCCCAAGAGCAAUAAUGCGACUAUUCAAGUAUCUUGAAGAUAGACCAAGCUUUUCAUCGCCAGAUGCCAUCAUCCCGACGGUAGAUCUUGAACUCAGGCUUGAACUUAUUAAAGAUAUUUGCGAGAAAUACGAGACGGCGAAUAUUGAGACACUUCACUUCACAAAACUUCAGCUAUCUGCCCUCUUGAUAAUGCCCUUGGAUACUCUUCGACUAGCAAAGCAGAUGCCAUCGCUUAUUUCGACAUGGCUUCCCACUGAUCUGUAUCCACGUUUCAUGAUGCAAGGGAAACUCCUCGAUAGUCAGGCUGGAAGUGGUGGCACAUCUCAAGUAUCAGCCUCUGCGUCAGUCAACAGCUCUGCAAGUGUUCAUCGAAACGCGAGAGAACGAGAAAAAUGCCUCGCAAGGGACGGCAGAGUUUGCGUUUUUACGAAAACAGCUCAUCCUGAAGUGUGCCACAUCAUACCAUUCGCUGUCAAUGCGAAGCAGAUAAACAUUGCCUUUUUGAAACAGCUACACGGCCCCUCGACCGGCUUGAUGGGUAGUGAGACUGCAAAUAGCCUGAGCCAGCUUGCCGCAACAGCACCAGGAUCAUCAGACAAGUCCUGGAAUAUGCUUUGCUUGCAUCCUUUGCUUCAUUCUUUUUGGGGGAAGUGUCUGUUUGCAAUUAAAUGUCUUGGCAUUAUCCCCUCAGAUAAUAAGCAUUCUAUCGUCCGGCUGCAGUUUCAUUGGAUGCCGAGACACAAUCAUAAGCAAAAUGACUUGGUUAAGCCUCCUUACAAGGAUGCUGUGGAGGAGAUGAUCCAAAACUUGACUGAUAAGCAAGACACUAUUCCCGGCUUCUCUGUUUUCAAGGAUAGCUCCGCUCGUGAGCUUGAAACAGGAGAAACAUUUGAUAUCUUGUUGGAGAAAGAAGAUGCAGAAAAGAUGAAGGUUGUCCUAGAUGUUCAGUGGGCUGUUGUUAGACUUUCAGCUUUUUCGGGAGCUGCUGGAGACUGGGAACUUGACGAUACCCCAGAUGGAGAAGGAGGCGCGGGAGGUUCUGCUGUUGCUGAACGGGUUGAGAGCUGGAUUGAAGACCUCCCUUCAUCUACGCCGCAUUAG
This is a messenger RNA of Trichoderma asperellum CBS 433.97, 1140 nucleotides long. NCBI's taxonomy places the organism in Eukaryota, Fungi, Ascomycota, Sordariomycetes, Hypocreales, Hypocreaceae. The record is from RefSeq and is a predicted model, not a curated record.